GUGAGCCGAUACACAACGGAGCGAGAUUGGAUCCGCGGGGGACCCUCGUUAUAAUCAACUCUUAAAGCGUUCCUAACAUUCUACUGCCGAUUUAAGACAGCCGGAGGCAUUUGCAGGAUUGCCUUUCAAAUAAUGUCUUCAUUCACGUCGUCCUUCACGAUCGAUAGCAUUUUGUCUCGGCCGACAUAUCGACCACAGUGUACACCAUGUAUAUAUAGUCACCCGUACCCUAUCAUGCCAACUCCUCCUGGAUAUAUAGUUGGUUUUCCACGAUACGCUGAUGUUUUACGAUCCCAUCCAAAACGCAAACGACGCCAUAGAACCAUCUUUACUGAAGAUCAAUUGGAUCUUCUUGAAACAACCUUCCAAAAAACCCAUUACCCUGAUGUACUGCUUCGAGAGGAGUUAGCCAUGAAAGUCGACUUAAAAGAGGAGCGAGUAGAGGUAUGGUUUAAAAACAGAAGAGCAAAAUGGAGAAAGCAAAAACGAGAAUCAUUAGAUUCGAAAAAACGAGACGACGAUUCCCCACGAGAACCAUCGACAACAAAAGAAACGACAGAGACUUCCCAGCCUAACAAACUAGAGGAUUUUCCAGUAACACCUUACAAAGAUCAUGGCUUUACUAAAGACUGUAUAUCGAGCCUCAACUCAGAUGAGCUAAUUUGCUUGAGCAACAACAGACACACAAACAAUCUUGCAUCGCUGCAUAGUCGUCAGGGUACUUAGAACCGACCAUGCUAAUAGACAAUGGACUAUACUUACUGCUAGAGUGUUUUAAUAAUAUUUCUCAUUUAUUUAUUCUAGAAUUUGAGGUACAAGGAAAUGUUAAAGUAGUACCUCCCUUGUAUAUAGUCGUGUUAAGAAACUGAGAGGCUAGCCGGGAUUUUAUGUACUCAAGUACAACUGAAAUGCUAAUCUUCGUGAAAUGAGAUGACAUUCGAGUUCCGUAAACAUUGAAUGAGCAGUCAGGAUAAAAUUUUAUCAAGAUGGAAAAAGUAAAUUCGGUUUUACUUGUGAUGUGUUCAGUGUUCAAAGAAAACUCUUGCGAGCUUUCUUUCUCCAUGCGUUGCCAAUUUAAACCCAUGUAGAUAUUUUAAAAUCUUAAAAUAUUUGUCAUGAUUUAAAAGAAUAGCAGUUUAAAGCAGUUUAAGAAGUCACAUAUGACUUGGGAGAUUUGAGAUUAAGUUUUUUGAGGUGGAAAACAAACUAACCUAGAAAUAAAAAAUCCAUUAAAAAUUAAAAUAAUUACGAGAUAAAAUCAAAACGUUCAGUUUUGUUCUAAAAAGGAUUACUUGGUUAAGUACUUGAAGUGUUUAAAUAUGGAGUAGUGAAAUGCUGUCAAAAAGAAUUACUCCACAAUAAAGAUGAAUUCACUUGCUUGAACAGAA
Messenger RNA from Actinia tenebrosa (Australian red waratah sea anemone), 1388 nucleotides. RefSeq lists its product as uncharacterized. The record is from RefSeq and is a predicted model, not a curated record. Lineage: Eukaryota; Metazoa; Cnidaria; Anthozoa; Actiniaria; Actiniidae. Gene Ontology annotation, biological process: regulation of transcription by RNA polymerase II. Gene Ontology annotation, molecular function: RNA polymerase II transcription regulatory region sequence-specific DNA binding; DNA-binding transcription factor activity, RNA polymerase II-specific.